Molecule: messenger RNA, 2088 nt
Organism: Rubroshorea leprosula
Lineage: Eukaryota; Viridiplantae; Streptophyta; Magnoliopsida; Malvales; Dipterocarpaceae
Source: the annotation of a GenBank genome assembly
GUCUUAAUUAGUAGCUACUUGCUUUUAUCUAUUUUUAUAUCAUUCCAAAUUGGUGGAGAUAAUUGGUAUUUCUCUGAAAGUUGCUUGAAAUUUUGUAUAAUUGUUCUUCUGAGUGUGAUAAUAGUCAAGUAAUUUACAUUUUGAAUAUAGUGAGGCAAGGAUGGUUAAAUUGCUUUUAAAGGCAGAAGCAUGUCCUUGGAACUCUUCCUGUUGUUCUGAUUACAUUUGCUUUCUGUCUAACUUUAAGUUCAUCAUUUCUUUGUCUCUUCUCUGCCUGUGCUCUUGCCCCCUCUACAACCUGCUUGAUGUAUUCCAUCUCAUUUUGAAAUUUUUUCAAAGCUUCUGCUCUUCUUUGCUCCAAUUCACCCUGCAGACCCAAGAAACAGGUAGUUAGUUCCUAAGAAUCAGUUUAAUUAAUUAACAAAUGGAAACAAAUCCAACAAAUUUAACCUCUGUUUUGUGCAAUUUGUUUUUGGCUUUUGUCUUCUUUUUGUGCUCCCAUUCAGAUAUAGUUCCAUUUAACUUCUGAUACCUGUAAUCUCUUUGUUAGUGAGGAACUUCACACAGCUAUUAAAUAUUUAUUAUUGAUAAGCUGCAAAUGAAAGAUUACCGUUCUUUGAUCUUAACCAUUUGAGCUGUCUCCCAAGUGCUUGCUUCUGUUUCUCCUAUUGCAGGUCCACGCGAGCUCUGUUUUUGAGUUUCACUAAUUUGUGUUCCUCGUUUAAUGGCUUGAGGCUGAUCAGGUUUAAUGGCACGGAUAUCAGUCUUUUGUGCUGCAGAUCCAUUUUUAAUGGUAGACAUAUCAGCAUUUGUUGCUCCACGUUCCUGUUUUAUGGCAGUGACAUCAGGGUUUAUAGGCUUAGUAGAAGGCAAAUCAGGUUUUGAUGGAGUUCUGGAGGGAAAAGUGUUGGUUCUUUCCAACUGUCUAUCUGAAAAGGUUGUGGUCUUUUUAGUUGAAGGAGCAGAACUGGCUGCCUUUGCUGGACCUUUUUCUUCAGUGGCAGUAGCUAUUGGAACUUUGCUGCCUGCAUGUCCUGAACUUCUAAUUGAAUCUUUACCUGUUCCAGACAAUGUCUGGACUGAACUGCACAACUUGAACCAUUGGAUGGGUUGUCCCCCUAUCCAAUGGUUCCCAGCUCGCAGUUAGUAUAGUCUGGACUGCAAAACCAGGAACUCAAAUUUAUAACUUCAAUUUUAUAUGGUUAUAUUGUGCACUGCAUCAUUGCCUGAGACUUUUUUGGAUUCUUCAUCAUCUUGUAGGGUUGAAAUUGUUGCUUCUUCCUUUCUGCUUUUAGGUUUAUUGAAAGAGGGGUGAGGACCCUCAUCAAUCUUUCUCUGAUCUCGGAUGCUUGAUUCUUCUAUUGAGUCAAUGACAUAUGCAGCAGCUGCCACGGCAACUAUUUUCUCUAUUCCAUUGUUGAAAUCAUAACUCUGACUCAUUUGGCCUGAAAACUGUCUUUGAAACCAGUUCUGGCCUCUCUUUUUCUCUGCAAAAUCCCAACAUAGAUGUCUGUCAUCGUUGUUUCAUUGUUUAGUAUACCAUUUUGAAUUUGUUUUAAGAGAGUGAAAACAUUUUGGAGAUGGUGUUAAUAAUGAUGUUUAGCAAUACCUUCUUUGGAAGAUUGAGUGUUUUUUGGUGGUUUUUGUCGGUCUUUGAAACUGCUGGACUCUUGUGUGUUUGCAGAAAAUCUCGCCCUGGAACAAGUUGUCAGUCAAAUUAGCAGCCAAUGAACAUUUAUAAAGCCGUUCCAGCGUUGAUCUUUUGCAAAUGAAGAUAGAGCUGCUUUUAUUACAAAGGAAACCGCCAUUUGAGAAAUGGGAGGUUUGUGGAGGUUGGUGAUUGCUUAUGAAUAGGGAUGAGUUUGGAAGGCAAGUAAAGUUAGGAUAUUAUGCUUUGCAUGCGGAGGCUGAUUUGACUCGAGACACGUAUUCUUUCAUUUGUUCUGAGAACCAUUCAGUUAAGUUCAUUUUCCUUCUGUUUUGAAAAGGUUGGAGAAUUCCAUCUGUCAGGCACCUUUUUCUCUGAAAAUUCCCACGAAUCUCGUUUUAAAAGAUAUAUAACAAUUGGGUAGUGAUACACAAUUUUUU